This is a messenger RNA of Sporisorium graminicola, 4557 nucleotides long. RefSeq lists its product as uncharacterized. The transcript has a single exon. NCBI's taxonomy places the organism in Eukaryota, Fungi, Basidiomycota, Ustilaginomycetes, Ustilaginales, Ustilaginaceae. Gene Ontology annotation, molecular function: ATP binding; DNA topoisomerase type II (double strand cut, ATP-hydrolyzing) activity; DNA binding. The record is from RefSeq and is a predicted model, not a curated record. Gene Ontology annotation, cellular component: nucleus. Bases 1 to 4557 code for a protein of 1518 amino acids. Gene Ontology annotation, biological process: DNA topological change; sister chromatid segregation; resolution of meiotic recombination intermediates.
AUGUCAGAGUCAGACUACAUGUCCGAUGGCUCCGAGGGCUUUGCGCUCCCGGCGAAGAAGUCGGCGGCCCCCAAGGCCAAAGCCGCUCCCAAGCCGAAGGCGGCCACCGGCGCAAAGGCAGGUACCUCCAAGGCCAACGGUGCUGCUGCCAAGCCUAAAAAGCAGCCCCUCUCCAAGCGCAGCAGCAACGGCGCUGACAGCGACCUCGACGUCAGCAUGAUGGACAGCGAGGCUGAUGUCUCAUUCCAGCCUCCUGCCCCCGCCAAAUCGGCCACGAGCAAGAGCGCCUCCGAAACCUACCAGAAGCUUUCUCAGCUUGAGCAUAUCCUCAAGCGUCCCGAUACCUACAUCGGCAGUGUCGAGAAGCACACAGAGAAGCUUUGGGUCUACGAUAAGACCAAAAAGCAGAUGGCCUACCGCGAGACCACCUAUGUGCCCGGUUUCUACAAGAUCUUUGACGAGAUCCUGGUCAACGCCGCCGACAACAAGGCGCGCGACCCCAACAUGACGCACCUCAAGGUCGAGAUCAACCGCGAAGAAGGCUCCAUCAUGAUCUGGAACAACGGUCACGGUAUUCCUAUCGAGAUGCACGAAAAGGAGCGCGUCUACAUCCCCGAGCUCAUCUUUGGCCACCUCCUCACCUCGUCCAACUACGACGACAACGAGGCCAAGGUCACCGGUGGUCGAAAUGGCUACGGUGCUAAGCUCGCCAACAUCUACUCGACCGAAUUCGUCGUCGAAACCGCCGAUUCCAAGAACCAGUGCAAGUACAAGCAGACUUUCAGCAAAAACAUGCACGACAAGGGCAAGCCCAAGAUCACCAAGCACACCAAGUCGGACGAAUACACGAGCAUCACCUUCAAGCCCGACCUUGCCCUCUUUGGCAUGGACUCCAUCGACGACCACAUGGAAGCGCUCAUGCUCAAGCGCGUUUACGAUAUGGCCGGUACCGUCAAGGGCAUCAAGGUCACCCUCAACGGCGAGUUGCUCAAGAUCAAGAACUUCAAGCAGUACGUGGAAAUGUAUGUCACCGCCAUCAACGAGCUCGGCGGCAAGGCUGACGACGGCGAGGAAGGCGCUGCCGACGUGCCCACUGGCGCUGCUCCCAAGCCUGCCAUUAUCUACGAAUCCACCGUCGAUAAGGGCCGCAACUGGGAGGUGGCCUUUGCCGUCUCGGACGGCGAGUUCCGUCAGGUGUCGUUCGUCAACAACAUCGCCACCAUCAAGGGUGGUAAGCACGUCGACCAUGUCGCUGACCAGGUCAUCACGCGUCUCAUCGACCAUGUCAAGAAGGACAAAAAGACGGGAAAAGUCAUGCCCAACCAGGUCCGACAGCAGCUCUGGGUGUUUGUCAACUGUCAGAUCGUCAACCCCACCUUCGACGGCCAGACCAAGGAGACGCUCACGCUCAAGCAGAGUGCCUUUGGAAGCAAGUGGACGCUGACCGACGAGUUUGCGAAAAAGAUCAUCAAGUCUGGCGUCGUUGACAACAUUGUCAGCUUUGCGCGCUUCAAGCAGGACCAGGCGCUCAAGAAGACCGACGGUCACAAGCGCACCAGGAUCACUAACAUCCCCAAGCUCGAGGAUGCCAACAAUGCCGGUGGCAGGAAAGCCAAGGACUGCACGCUCAUCCUCACCGAAGGUGACUCGGCCAAGUCGCUUGCCGUUGCCGGUAUCGUCGAGGUCGGAAGAGACAACUACGGUGUGUUCCCGCUCCGUGGUAAGCUCUUGAACGUCCGCGAAGCCUCUCACGAUCAGAUCAUGAAGAACGCCGAAAUCAAGGCCAUCAAGGAGAUCUUGGGUCUCCAGCAUGGCAAGCAGUAUCUCGACGUCAACAGCUUGCGAUACGGCAGCAUUAUGAUCAUGACCGAUCAGGACCACGACGGUUCGCACAUCAAGGGUCUCAUCAUCAACUUCCUUGACCACUUUUACCCCUCGCUGCUCAAGAUCCCGGGCUUCCUCGUCGAGUUUAUCACUCCCAUCGUCAAAUGCAGAAAGGGUAAGCAGGAGCUGUCCUUCUUCACCAUCCCCGAGUACGAAACCUGGAGGGACUCGCACAACGGCGGCAAAGGUUGGCACAUCAAAUACUACAAGGGUCUCGGUACCUCGGAAUCGUCGGAUGCUAAAAAGUACUUCCGCGCCCUUGAGAAGCACAAGCUCCCCUUCGAUGUCACCCAAGAGGGCGAUCGCGAGCUCAUCGAUCUCGCCUUCAACAAGAAGAAAGCCGACGACCGUAAGGAGUGGCUCCGCCAAUUCCGUCCUGGUACUUAUCUGGACCACAACACGGACCGCAUCCCGUACGCCGACUUCAUCAACAAGGAGCUCAUCCUCUUCUCGAUGGCAGACAACCUUCGAUCCAUCCCGUCCGUAGUCGAUGGUCUCAAGCCCGGUCAGCGAAAGGUCAUCUACGUCAUGUUUAACCGCAAGAGCAAUGCUGAGUUGAAGGUCAACACCCUCGUGGGUUACGUCUUGGGCCAAGCGGCCUACCACCACGGUGACGCUGCGCUCUCGAUGACCAUCGUCGGUCUCGCACAAAAUUUCGUGGGUAGUAACAACGUCAACUUGCUCGAGCCUAGGGGCCAAUUCGGUACUCGUCUGCUGGGUGGUAAGGAUGCCGCCUCGGGACGAUACAUCUUCACGGCCUUGCCCAAGAUUACGCGAGCGCUCUUCCCUCAGACGGAUGAUGCGCUGCUCGACUAUCUCGAUGAUGACGGUCAGAAAGUGGAGCCUCACUGGUACAUUCCCGUGGUGCCGCAGGUGCUGAUGAACGGUGCUGAAGGUAUCGGUACUGGCUGGUCUACUUCCGUACCCAACUACAACCCACACGAGAUUGUCGCCAACCUGCGACGACGCAUGGCGGGCGAGGACGUUAUUCCUAUGAAGCCGUGGUUCCGUGGCUUCACUGGUGACGUUGAAGAGUUCAGCCCGGGUCGGUUCAAGAUCAGCGGCCGCGUCACGCAAAUCGACGAAAAGACGUGGGAGAUCACCGAGCUGCCCAUCCGCACCUGGACCUCCAACUACAAGGAGUCGCUCGAGGAGCGCAUCGUGUCGUCGGAAAAGGCACAGGCCACUAUCAAGGACUACAAAGAGUACCACACCGAGUCGACCGUCAACUUUAUCGUCGAGUUGACCACCAAGGGUCAGGCAGAGAUUGCCGAGAAGGGUCCCGACGCCUUCUUCAAGCUCUCGUGCCAGAUUUCCACCACCAACAUGGUGCUAUUUGACCAGGACGGGAAAAUCAAAAAGUACUCUUCGGCCGAGGAGAUCAUGGAGGAUUUCUACCUCUUGCGUCUCUCGUACUACCAGAAGAGGAAGGAGUAUCUGGUGGACCAGCUCAAGAUGAUGUACGACAAGCUGUCGAACCAGGCUCGCUUCGUACAGAUGAUCAUCAGUCGUCAGCUCGUCGUCUCGAACCGCAAGCGCGCAGACAUUGUGGCUGAUUUGCGCGAGAAAGACUUCCGGCCGUUUCCCAAGCAAGGCAAAGCCUCCAUCGCCGCCGAGCCCGAGGACGAAGAAGCGAUCGACGAGGAAGACAUCUCUGCCGACUCGGACUUUGACUACCUGCUCAACAUGGCCAUCUACAACCUGACCAAGGAGAAGGUGGAGAAGCUGUUGAGGGAGCGGGACCUCAAGGAGGAAGAGCUCAAGGUGCUUAUUGGCCGCACGCCGCAGAAUCUGUGGGAUGAGGAUCUGUCCAGGUUCCUCGAGCUCUGGGAAGAAAUGCUGGCCGAAGACGACCGCCGCCUCAAGGACGUUGUCACCAAGGUCAAGAAGGGCAAGCAAACCAAGAAGACCUCGGCCAAGAGCGGUGCGGCCGCCCGGCGCGUGCUGAAGAAGCCGAUCAACUCGGACGGCGAAGAGGAAGACGAUGGCAUGAAUGACUUGAACGGCGACGAUUCCGAGGACGACUUCAAGCCGUCGACCGCUGCUGCCAAGAAGAAGGCGGCUGCGCCCGCACAUGGCAGCCCGGCAAAGAAGCGCGCCGCAGCCGACGCUCUUGACGAUGACGACAUUGCAGCGUUGAUGAGCACCACAGCGAAUGGUGCUGCUGCGAAAAAGCCGCGGGCUAACGGCGCAGCCUCGAGGUCGGCCACUGCUUCGCGAGCAGCCACUCCGCAGAUCGUCGAGCUCAAUGAUGAUGAUGAUGAAGAUGAUGACGAUAAGAACAAGCUCGCUCCGCUUUUCAAGAAGACGAGUGCUGGAGCAAGCAGCAAGCCUGCUGCGGCCAAGAAAGCUGCUGCUCCCAAGAAAGCUGCCGCUGCAGCGAGCAAGUCGGAGGAGGCGCCCAAAGCUUUCAGCCUGUCCGAUUCGGAGAACGAGACGCUCCCGGCGCCCAAGGCCAAGAAGGCCGUGGCAGCCAAGUCUGCCGCCGCAAAGAAGGCCAACACUGGUCUUGGCCGCAAGAAAGUUGCCGCCCUUGCCUCUGAUACGGAAGACUCGUUCGCGAUCGACAGCCCUGGCCCUUCUGCGCCUGCGCGCGCCUCGGGACGCUCGGCACGAAGCGCAUCUGGCAAGAUGAGCUACAAGCUCGACGACUCGGACGGCGAAAGCGAUUGA